Molecule: messenger RNA, 684 nt
Organism: Carcharodon carcharias (great white shark)
Lineage: Eukaryota; Metazoa; Chordata; Chondrichthyes; Lamniformes; Lamnidae
Exons: 5
Coding region: 1-684 (227 amino acids)
Source: RefSeq, a predicted model, not a curated record
AUGCGCCAGCUUUCUGCUGCUCACGGGCAAACCUUUCGCCUAGAUGCCUUUCAGGAACCUCCAUUUAGACAGGCAUCGAUUGGCUUGGAACUCGAUUGUGCGUCCCUUACGGAAAUGAUCAGAAGAAGGGGCCGGACUCGAACUGUGUUCAAGUGCUUUGGAGAACAUGGAUCAGCAAAUGCCAAACAGUUUCUUGGCUACCAAUUGCACUUUUUCCCCCCCCUUUCUUGGCAGAUAGCUUGUCACAGGAUGAACAUUGCAAGUCGCCGAGUCCCGGGAAGUGUGGGUGCUCCUGGAAAUGACGAAUUGUUUGACGAGCGAAAGAGAGAGAGAGGGGGGAAAAGUGGUGUAAUGGACACAGUUGGCAAGGACGAGAUUUAUUGCCCAUCCCUAAUUGCCCUUGAGGAGGCGGUGUUGAGUCGCUUUCUUGAACUGCUGCAGAUUGGAUUAAUCCUGUACCUGCCAGGUGUUUUGCACAUUUCUCUGGGCUAUACAGACUGGCCAACCAGAUGCAGCAACUCCCCUUACCCCAGGUUGCAGCAUCUGGUCACCCUGGUGGAGUCAGCAAUAGCAACAGAGGUGGCAGAAAUGGAGGCAGAGGCGGCAGCUGAGGCAGUGGUGGAGGCGGAGACAGCAGCAGAGGAGGAGGUUGCAGAAACAAACAACGGCAAAGGUGGUGGCUGA